Sebastes umbrosus (honeycomb rockfish) is the source of this 2622-nucleotide messenger RNA. Its product is annotated as patched domain-containing protein 3-like. Gene Ontology annotation, cellular component: membrane. The record is from RefSeq and is a predicted model, not a curated record. NCBI's taxonomy places the organism in Eukaryota, Metazoa, Chordata, Actinopteri, Perciformes, Sebastidae. The transcript is spliced from 4 exons. Bases 1 to 2547 code for a protein of 848 amino acids.
AUGGGCUGCAGACGCACAGACUGCCUGGCAAAGCCUCUGUCGGGCCUUUUUGAAAAACUUGGCUCACUCGUAGGCUCCUAUCCUUUAUACUUUUUUGUGAUUCCUCUCGUAGUCUCAGCGGCGCUCAGCGGAGGCUUCACUUUUCUCAAAGACAGGGAGGACAACGACUUUGAGCGUCAGUUCACACCCAGCAAAGGACCCUCGAAGGCGACGAGAGCUUUCGUCAGGGAGAACUUCCCCUACAAUGACUCCAUGUUUUCAGAGGACAGGUUGUACGAUAAGGGCAUCUUUGCAUCACUCAUCGCUGUAUCGACUAAUAACUCAAACAUACUAACAAGUCCAGCCUUUGAAGACAUCAUCAGACUCAACAAUAAGAUCCUUAAUAUCACUGUGCACAACGGGAGCCUGGGAUUCAACGACUUGUGUGCAAAAGCCAACGGAGAAUGUGUCUCAAACGUCCUCCUGGAAAUCAUUAACUCCGAUGAAACCAGCAUCAUCUUCCCCGUACACACGCACAGAUCCAGUCCGGUGUUCCUGGGCUCGGUGCUCGGCGGGGUUAUCACAGACGCCAACAGCUCAGUCAUAAGUGCUCAGGCUGUAAAACUCUUCUACUACUUAGAUAACAAGGAAAGCGCAGCUGACGCCUCAAAAUUAUGGCUGAGAGGAUUUAAAAAGCUCUUAUCAGAUGAGACGGACAGCAAACACAUUGACGUGUCUUACUACACCUCCAAAUCCAGGCAGGAGGAGAUUGACAGUCACACCACAGAUGGCUUCCCUUUAUUCCUCAUCACUUAUGCCUGUGCUAUCACCUUCUCGGUGAUAUCCUGCCUGAGAUUGGACAAUGUGAGGAACAAGGUGUGGGUGGCCGUUUUCGGCGUCCUCUCCUCGGGCCUGGCUGUUCUCUCCUCUUUUGGCUUGCUGCUUUACAUCGGAGUGCCAUUUGUUAUUACGGUCGCAAACUCUCCUUUUCUGAUACUCGGAAUCGGUCUGAACAACAUGUUCAUAAUGGUGUCCGACUGGCAGCACACCAACGUGAAAGACCCGGUGUCGAAGCGCAUGGCUCACUCCUACAAAGACGCCAUCAUGUCCAUCACCAUCACCGCCCUGACCGACCUCUUCAAGUUCUCCAUCGGCGUCACGUCAGACUUCCCGUCAGUGCAGUCCUUCUGCCUCUACACCAGCGCCUCCAUCGUGUUUUCUUACAUCUACACAAUCACCUUCUUCGGAGCCUUUCUGGCUCUAAACGGGAGGCGAGAAGCCGGCAACAGGCACUGGCUGACCUGCGCGAAAAUACCAUCAGACGACAGUGCUCAUCAUUCUGAGAUAUAUAACAUCUGCUGUGUGGGAGGCGGAUAUAAUGAGAACACCGGAGCAGAGAAAAAACAACCGGCGAGUAAUUUCUUUAAAGAUUACUACGGCCCUUUUCUGAUCAAACCGUGUGUCAAAGGAGUUGUAAUCUUCCUUUAUGUGUUAUAUUUAGCUGCAGGUAUUUUUGGUUGUACACACGUGCAACAGGGGAUAGAGCUCUAUGAUCUGGCAGCUGAUAACUCCCACGUUACCAGAUUCAAUACGAAGGAUAGACAGUAUUUUUCUGAUUACGGUCCAUCUGUGAUGCUUAUUAUGGAUGGGGAAUACCCAUAUUGGGUUAAACCCAUGAGGAACCAACUUCAGUGGUGCAUAGAGGACUUAAAAAAGCUCCAGUAUGUAGAUGGGGAUGUCUAUACAUCCUGGCUGGAUGCUUACAUGUCAUACGGACAAGAAAGAAAUUUAAACCUUGAUUAUAAACAUGUUUUUAUCAAGAAUCUGCCUCACUUUUUAGAUUUAUUUCCAUUUUUCAAGCAAGACGUGAACCUCACUGGGAAUGGCGUCUAUGCGUCGCGGUUCUUCAUUCAGACUGUCGAUAUCGCCAACGCCAGCAUGGAAAUUAAAAUGCUUACCGGUCUUAAAACCGUCGCAGCCAGAUGCAGACCAUCUUUAUUAGUCUAUAACCACAUGUUCAUCUUCUACGACCAGUACGACGUAGUGGUUAAGAGCACGAUUAAAAACGUUGGCGUGAUCACAGCCGUGAUGCUGGUCGUCUCUCUCCUGCUGAUUCCAGACCCGCUCUGCUCAUUAUGGGUGACUAUUUCCAUUGGUUCAGUGACUGCGGGGGUAACUGGUUUCAUGGCACUUUGGGACGUCAGCCUCGACUCCAUAUCCAUGAUAAUUUUCACCGUCUGCAUCGGUUUCACCGUCGAUUUCUCAGCUCACGUGUCUUACGCAUUCGCCACCAGCAAGAGAGCGAGUCCCGACGACAAGGCCGUGGACGCUCUCUCCAGUCUAGGCUACCCCAUCGUCCAAGGGGCCCUGUCCACCAUUUUAGGGGUGAUAGUGUUGGCUAUGUCUGAGUUUCACAUAUUCAGAACCUUUUUUAAGAUCUUCUUUCUCGUCAUGUUUAUCGGGAUGCUUCACGGACUCAUUUUCAUCCCAGUAAUUCUGACGCUGACAACGUGCAGAUCAAGUAAAGACGAAAGUAAAGACGAGAGUUUGAAAAGCACCAAACUAUGACCACAUAUACCAUAUUUACAUGCAGAUCCUAUAUAAAAAUGUAUUCCAAAACAGGUAAGGGAUAUUGUACGGGGG